Messenger RNA from Lactuca virosa, 2149 nucleotides. NCBI's taxonomy places the organism in Eukaryota, Viridiplantae, Streptophyta, Magnoliopsida, Asterales, Asteraceae. The record is from the annotation of a GenBank genome assembly.
AUGUGUAUACUCUGUGUGAUUCAGAAGUGGUCAAGAAAGGUCGCUACCAUGCUACCAUGGUUGGUAAUCCCACUGAUUGGACUGUGGCUGUUAUCCCAAUUCCUUCCACCUGCUUUUCGUUUUGAAAUCACUUCACCAAGGCUAGCUUGCGUUCUUGUCCUCCUAAUCACCCUCUUCUGGUAUGAAAUCUUGAUGCCCCAACUGUCUUCUUGGCGUGCUCGUAGGAAUGCUAGACUUAGAGAGAGAAAAAGGUUUGAAGCCAUUGAAAUGCAGAAGCUUAGAAAGACUGCAAUCAGGCGAUGCAGGAACUGUUUGACUCCAUAUCGUGAUCAGAACCCUUCUGGAGGUCGCCUUUCAAAUUCUGGGAUUUUAAAAGAUUUGGUAGGGAAAGGUGAGAAGAUGUUGAAUGGGAAAGUUUGGUCUGAUAAUAAUUGGAUAUGUGGUCAGGAUUGGCUUGAAAAUGGUGGUAAUUGGGCUCAUGGGUCUGGUUCUUGGAAGUCUAGUUACAGUGACCACUUCUUUUCUGAAAAAUCAUACUCUUUUCUUCUUGUUUUUGUCUGCAAGAGUUUAGGUGCUGUUUUCUUGGGUGUUAUGUGGGUUUUGAGGAAGCUUUUUAGAGUUAGUUUGUCUGAAGAUAACACCUCAACGGAUACAGAUAUUAGGGGUUUAUCCAAAAAGGGUGACAAUGGUGUAAAUUGUAAUGAAAGUAAAAGUGAAAAAGCUCGCAGGAAAGCUGAAGAGAAAAGACAGGCGAGAUUAGAGAGGGAGCAAUUAGAGGAAGAGGAAAGGAAACAGAGGGAAGAAGUUGCAAAGUUAGUUGAAGAACGUAGGAAAUUAAGAGAUGAAAAAACAGUAACUGAAAAAGAUGAAGAAAAGGAUAAAAAAGAAACUGAAAGGAAACGCCACGAGAAAAAGAAAGAAACUGAAAGAAACAAGAAAGGGGACAUUGAUCGUGGUCAAAAUUUGACUUUAAGGUCCAACAUCACUGAAACAGGACAUGGGUCAAAGGGUACAACGGUAAAUACCCAUAACAACAAGGGAACUACUGUUGGUGGAAGGUAUUUGGAUCGAAUGAGGGGUAACUUUUUUCCAUCUUCAAGAACACUUGGCACUGGUGGUUUCUUUGGGAAAGGGACAAAUUCAAAUGCUGGAAACACAAGAGAACAUAGAUCCAUUUCUUAUUCAGAUCAUUCCCAAAAUACCCCUAAUAAGAGAGAUUCUGUCCAGAAUGAUCGUGGCUUUGGGAAAUCAAAUCCACAUCCAGAUGAUCAUAACCAUAUUCGUCCUGUGGUUUUUGAGCCCCAACCUUGUCCUCCUCCUAAAAGAUCAUGGCAACAGCUAUUCACUCGUUCAUCAACUACUACUCCAUCCACCACCACAAAUGUCAUAAGCCGACCAAACGGAGGAAUACCUAAUUCCAUUCCACCAACCGAAGGAAUCACCAAUUCCAUUCCGCUCGGAUUUCCAUCGAAUCCCAUUCUUCCACCGGAAGUGGAAGAAUUUGACAAUUUUCAAGACCCAUGUUACGUUCUGGACCCCGCAUCCUUAAUCGGGCCAGUCUCGGAAUCACUCGAUGAUUUUCAAUUGGACUUAGGGUUUGAAAAGUCAAGGCCCGUGAAGGCCCAUUCGGAAGUUAACAGGCCAUCACCGAUUGAGUCUCCUAUGUCAAGGUUAUCGGUUUCCAGCACUCAAAGUAAGACAAAUUUGCCCCUGGAAGAACACGGUGGUGGAAAUGAGAAGGAGUGGCAAAUGUGGAAUAGCACUCCUCUUUGUUUGGAUACUCUUGGGUUAAUGGGAAAAGCAGCGAAUGAUGAUCCAUGGGGGACAAUGAGAACUUCAUACGGGUCUAUGUCAAGUAAUAACAACGUUAACAUUAACAACAACCGUUUGAAGAACCUUCCGGAAGGAAUUGCUCAUAAUGUUUGGGCCAAAAAUGAGAAGGGUGCUGCUGGGGUUUCUGGUGAAGGGGUAGGAAUGGGAUCGGCAGGCUUGAUGAUGCCUCCUGUUGGUGGGCUUUACUCGGGUCAAGAUGUACAGGCAGUUUGGUCAUAUGAAUGAAAGAUUUAAGAAAAAAAAAAACAAAAACAAGAAACUAUGAAAGACUUUAAUAUACGUUUUUCUUUUAUGAAGAUGAAUGCUCUUUUGGAGG